Molecule: messenger RNA, 1206 nt
Organism: Coprinopsis cinerea okayama7#130
Lineage: Eukaryota; Fungi; Basidiomycota; Agaricomycetes; Agaricales; Psathyrellaceae
Exons: 6
Coding region: 1-1206 (401 amino acids)
Source: RefSeq, a predicted model, not a curated record
AUGUCACAGCAUCGUCAAGGUAUCCCGCGAUCCAUCUCACCAACAAGAAUGGUUACAAGGGCUACGAAAAAGAAUGUGAAUACUGAGAGAGAAGCCAAUGAACAGGGAGAUAUGUCACAAUUUGGCGAAGGAGUGGGACAGACCUACGAGCCUGCGCCUUCCAUCUCGACGGCAGGGGAGGCUGCGAUAGGAAGGGCUGUUGAACAUUCACUAGAUGUAUUACAGAGUCCCUCCGCUGUGCUGAGCAGCAUAUUUCAAGAUGCUGUUGGUGGGGCCUUGACUCUAGCCGAUGACUUCCUUGGUGCCGACAUAAAUGAGCAUCUCUUGGACCUUGACUCAGAAUUUGAGCGAACAUAUUUCUCUUUCUCUUCCGCAACUAUGCACGAUUUGAAGCGUAUGGGAGUAAAAAGGCCAUGGGAAGAAGUCAUGGAUUUGGAUAAGAACGCGACGCAAACACUUCUGAUCCAAGCCUUUGACUCGCCCUCAGAGGUGGAGCAAGUGCAAAGCGCGAUAGCUAUUUCUGGGCUAAAUUUCAUGAAAGAUCUGAAAAAUGUCUAUGCAUCGUUCGCGAAACAGGAAAUAGAAGCAAAGGUUCCCGUCUGGGUUCUUAGCGAGGGUAGACUAUCUUACUUUGGAGGUCGAUGCGACAACCUGCUUCAGAUCGUCAAGGGCGACACAACUACAGAAGCACUGUCUCGGAAACUGCGCGCAGAGGUAUACGGAGAACUUGUGGAGCCCAUCAACAAGAAAACUCUACCUCUUGAUCUUCUAAUUGAGGCAAAACGUCUGGGAGUAAAGCUUGAAGAUCACAUUCCACAAGUCGUCACGCAGGCUAUUGCAUGGUACACACUAUUGGAUGCGCAUUUCCCAGAAUGGUUUUACCGACUCACAUUUCUACUUCAACCUUCCAACCAAUGUCCUCCACUCAGUCUAUGCAUAAAUGAACGAUUGAACCGCAUCUUCACGACUAUGAAAUGGAUCCUUACUGACGGGAAUCGAUGGAUAUUCGGGACAACUUCAAAGGCAGAGAAGGGAAAAAAAUACACCUACAAAUACGCCAUUGCGGGGGUGUUUAGUCUUGAGGAACAGGACGAAAACAAUCGAGAGGAGAGAUAUAAAGAACUCAUAAAACUACUGGCAAUUUGGGCAAUUGGGAAACCUAACAGGCUGCGUGAUGCAAUGGCAAGAGCUGUGCAGAAGAAGUAA